UCGGUAGAUCUCUCUCAGUCUAUCAAUGCCAAACCCUCACCAUGGACACAUGAUCUUGCUUGAGAUAUUGACAGUUUAUUGCAUGCACUCGUUGGAAAGCAGUCGCAGUUCAGUGCUUUUCCUAGCAAUGUAUGAUGUGCUGAAAAGGUUAUGAGUCGCAUGAUUUGGAUUAAGUAGGAAAAACUUCCUUAAUUGCGUGGUUGGAAAAGAAAAGAUUUCGCGAGAACACAUUCAGGGAUCGCGCGUAUGGAUUACAAGUGAAGUUAGUGCUGGUUUCUCUGGGGAAGACAUUUGAGAAGUGUGUUUUCUGGCGACAUGGACAGCCUCUCUUCCGUAGCAGAGUGGGAUUGAUGCAAAAGUUUGUCCUGGAGGUUACCAAAGUAAAAAAAAAAAAAAUAUUUAUAUAUAUUCACGGGAAUAUGGGAUAUUAUGGGAGUUUAAUAUUUGUUCGCAGCAAAACGCAUCACUUAUGACCUUUGUGAGUUUUAAUAUGCGUCGUCCUGACAUUAAAUCUGAGACAAAGCUUCUGGGAGUCUUGUGACUGCGGGAAACAGUGGAUACUUGGUACUUGCUGGAUUUAUUGAAUUAACCUCGGAAUUUUGCUGUCCAAUGACAUUGCUAAAGUUGUUAGUUGGGUUCCUUUUUGUCGCCUCUCCUCCUUUUAUCAGUUUAAUUUACUUAACCGGUCAAAGGCAAAAAGACAAGUAUUUCAGUGACACAGCUUGUGUUUGUGGCUCGUGACAGGAUGCGCGCGUGUAAAGGAUUCCCGAUGGCCGUCACGGUGGUAUUGACACUAUUGGCUGUCAUUUACGUGAAGGCGAGUGGAGAGUAUUGCCACGGUUGGCUCGACCCGCAGGGUGCCUGGCGAGAGGGCUUUCAGUGCCCGGAGCGCUACGAUAGCGCUGAUGCCAUCAUCUGCUGCGGGAAAUGCGAGCUCCGGUACUGCUGCUCCAGCACAGAAGCUCGUCUGGACCAGGGAACAUGUGAUAACGAUAAGCAGACACAAGACACCAACACUGGGAACAAGGACAACAAAAAUUCUGGAGCAGUACCCAUCUAUGUGCCCUUCCUGAUCGUCGGCUUGGUCUUUGUGGCAUUUGUGUUGGUGGGCUCUGUGGUUGCUGUUUGCUGUUGCCGCUGUCUCCGCCCCAAACAGGAACUUGCAUCAGGUAGCGGGUCAGAAGGUGGUUCCAGCGGCCGAGUUUUGGAGACGAUUCCCAUGAUGGCCAGUACGGGCACAUCGCGUGGCUCCUCUUCCCGCCAAUCAAGCACUGCCACCUCCUCCAGCUCUUCGGCUCCUACCACAGCACCCCGCCCUGCACCUGCUCCACUUUUACGUGCCCAGGCCUCUUGCUGCCUACCUCCAGAUGCCAGUGUCUAUGUCAACAUGCCCACCAACUUCUCUGUUCUAAACUGCCAGCAGGCCACUCAGAUUCUUCCUCACCAAGGACAAUUCCUGCAUCCUCAGUAUAUUGGCUUUGCCCAUGCUGUUACUCCAGCCCCUGCCUUCUUAGACCCAGCUCAGACGGGCUACCGCCCCUUGCAUUCUCCAUUCCCCCCACCUACAAGUGUGGCCAGCAUGGCCAGUGUGACCGGUGAUCAGAAAUACCCUCCAGUAACCAUGUGAAUGUUGGAUUGGGAGUCAUAUGAAAUGCUGGACCAUAUUAGCAAUCAUGAUGAGCAAUCAUUGGAAAUCAGUUGAAAUUGAAGUCACAAGAGGAACACACAAUAAUGGGUCAUUUCAGGGGGACAAUGGAGUGUCUUGCCUGCUUGUUGGUAUAACAAGCUGUUUACAUGUUUUUGAAAGUAUGUGUGACCCUCGGAAAACACUCUCUUGCAUCGGUACUUCCAACCGAAAUGAGACUCUGAGGCUGGUACGUUUUCAAACCCAACGUUGUUUCUGUGAUAUAAAGGACACAGUCAAUACAUGCUUGAAAAAUGACUGAAUGCUGUCAAAACAUUUGUGUAAUGUGCCUUGAAAAGUGCUAAUGGUGACGCACAUUGAAUACGUAAGCCUGUAAAUGUUUGUGCUGUUGUAAAUGAAGCAUACAUGUGUACAUAUGCAAUGUAUUUUUGUGUUUUAUAACCCUGCAUAUGUGUUCUGUGUUUAACUGUAUAGGUGUGAUGCAGUACAUGUGAAUAUGUGUGUGUGUGCAGUGGAGUAUAUGUUGUGUGUAAUGGGAAUCACAGGUGCUGUAAUGUGAAAAGCAGUCCUGGCUCUCUGUUGGAUGCUUAAAAUCUAAUGAAGUGAACACAGGACACAGACUGUAACGCUCCACCCUCUGGCCCACUGGCCUUAGCAGUAACACAAGCACACACACACACACACUCACUUACACUUUAACUUUAACAUAUACACACACUCACAUGCCAGGGAGCCCGUUUUGCAGAACCAAACUCAUUUUCUCACAAUGCCAAGGAACACAGCAGAAAAUAUACAAAUAUAAAAGGCUAUAUUUGAAACACGUUUGCCUUGUGAAAGAAGUGUAUGUGUGUGUGAACGUCUCUAUGUGUGGGCCAUUUUUCAUCUCCCUCUGUAAGCAUAAGCCAUAAGGUAUACUCAAGGAGUACCAAAGGGUUCCAGGGCAUUUAUUUUGGAGUGGGUUUCUGUCAGCACACUUAGAAAACUGCAGUUUAGUGGGAUGGAAAAGUCCCAGACUCCUCUAACCAUUUGUAAAGCUCAAGCAUUAGAUCUCACAAUGGCAUAGAAAUCACUAGGACUGACUUCUGGACUUCCACCAUGCCCCAUUAUAGGCAGAGUAACAAAGUCUGACUUGACAGGGAGCAUGUAUGUUUCAACUAUAUCAGUGUCUGUGGGCAACUUGACAUGUACGUUACAUACCUGUUUCUGAGUAUGAUACAUGUACGUGUGUGUGUGUGUGUGUGUGUGUGUGUGAAACUGAAUGUGUAUUUGAGGUUGAAUGUGCCUCUCCCUCUAAGAGCAGGAUGCCAUGUUUCUUUUACAUAUGAAAAUAUGUAAAAUAUAUAUUAAUUAUAAUAAAUAUUUUU
Molecule: messenger RNA, 3009 nt
Organism: Myxocyprinus asiaticus (Chinese sucker)
Lineage: Eukaryota; Metazoa; Chordata; Actinopteri; Cypriniformes; Catostomidae
Product: protein shisa-2-like
Exons: 2
Coding region: 746-1627 (293 amino acids)
Source: RefSeq, a predicted model, not a curated record